Molecule: messenger RNA, 1417 nt
Organism: Saprolegnia parasitica CBS 223.65
Lineage: Eukaryota; Oomycota; Saprolegniomycetes; Saprolegniales; Saprolegniaceae
Exons: 1
Coding region: 21-1376 (451 amino acids)
Source: RefSeq, a predicted model, not a curated record
AUCGCCCACCGACCACAACGAUGGUCCGUACUCUUCUUCUGCUCGGUCUAGCUCUCGGCGCCACGGCGCAGUCGCCGUCGCCGGCCCCGACGCCGUCCAUCUCGAACCCGCCAUUCACGAUGACGGCCGUCAACACGAUCCAGGCGCGCGUGCAGUCGGACGCGGCGACGUGGGACGAGACCAACAAAAAGUUUGGCCUCGUCCUCAAGCAGAACACCAACACGUUCGAGGAGAAGUACCGCGCCGCGAUGGACACGGUCAACACGGCGUCCGUCGAAGGCGCGCUCUUCUACGUGCAGACCGAGGGCAUCAACAAGGCCGACUCGGUCAACUGCUUGCGCAAGACCAACAUGAGCUACAUCUGGUUCCUCAACAUCACGAUCGUGCAGCCGACGUUUGCGAUCGCAGAGUACGCCGACAACGGAGGCGUCAUCCCCGAGUACGGCCGGUUCGUGGCCAUGGACGGCGGCUUCUGCACGCCGGUCAAGGACACGACGCCGCCGCUCGAGUGCCUCACGUACGGCGGCCUCAGCUACAACAAGAACCUCGGGCCGUGGGUCGGCGGCGAGGCCCGCAAGACGCACCCGAAGGGCAACUACGCCGACAACUAUUGGUUCUCGUUCCCGAACUCGUGCUACACCAAGCGCUUUGAGCAGAAGGACGACGCGUGCCGCAAGGUCCAGAAAGGUGGCCUCUGCCCGCUCGGCAAGCAGCCGGACGGUGUCACGUGCACGUACUCGUUCGACGUCCUCGGCUACGUUCGCAUCGACGACCUCGUCGGCAUCACGAGCAUGAAGCACAGCCAGACGGGCCAGAACUACCGCGACCGUGUCGACUUUUGCAAGGACUCCAAGGUCGAGUACGACUUUAGCAACAGCUACAGCGACCUGACGUUCUGGGACAAGCCGCUCGACGUCGACGCCAACACGAACCGCACGACGCAGAUGCUCAAGUUUUACAACGACCUCAUCAAGGAAGGCAAGGGCGACUACGCCCACAUGAAGCCGCUGCCGUCCGCCGAAGAGCUCGCCAAGACCAACCCGCCGUGCUGGAAGAAUAGCCCGAUGUGCGCCAAGGCCCCCAACGGGUGCCGCCGCAAGCUCACGGCGCAGGUCUGCGAGGUCUGCUCGUCGCCCGCCGACGACUGCAAGAAGCCGGGCCCGACCGACGCCGCCGCACCGACGCUCAACAAGCAGUUCCAGCCGGCGCUCCCGACCAACGCCGCCGGUGUCACCACCGUCCCCCGCAGUAUCUCCAACAACGAAACGCUGGCGCCGGGGGCUGGCGGUGCCGGUGGUGUGACCACAAACGCGGCCUCGUCCGUGUCUCUGGUCGCCGCUUCGACCCUCGCCGUGGCAGCCCUCUUGUUGGUGUAGUAACUCUUGACAUCGAUUUAUACGAUUUUUUCUAAACGCGA